This is a messenger RNA of Parnassius apollo (apollo), 417 nucleotides long. The record is from the annotation of a GenBank genome assembly. NCBI's taxonomy places the organism in Eukaryota, Metazoa, Arthropoda, Insecta, Lepidoptera, Papilionidae.
AUGUUUGCCUCUUGGAACAAAAUUCAAACACGUACACUAUCUGAAAAAAUAGAACAACAACAGUCUACCAUCUUGAACAAAUUGGUGUCCGAGGUAAAUGAGUUAAAUACACAAAACUCUGAAUUGAAUAAAUCCUUUCUUGAGGUAGAAAAAUUAGUAAAAUUCGUUAGUACACAAUAUGAUGAUAUUUCAAAAAAUGUUCUGGACUUGGAAAAUGGAAAUUCUUACUUAACGCAGAAAGUCAAGGCACUUGAAAAUUCCAUCAAAGAUCUACAACUUUUUUCUCGUAGCUCCACUAUAGAGAUCAGAAAUGUUCUCGUUAAAGACAAUGAAACACUUGACGACCUAGUAUCUGUUGUUACUGGAAUUGAAAAAAUAAUCGACGAAAAUAUAACUCCAACAGACCUCAGGGAUUAG